Trichoderma asperellum CBS 433.97 is the source of this 588-nucleotide messenger RNA. RefSeq lists its product as uncharacterized. Lineage: Eukaryota; Fungi; Ascomycota; Sordariomycetes; Hypocreales; Hypocreaceae. The record is from RefSeq and is a predicted model, not a curated record.
AUGAAGAAUCAAAUGCUUUCAUCCAUUGGCCUAUUCGCCGCAUCUGCUGUCGCUCAAACUGUUUUGAACAGCGGAUCGGGCUUUGGAACCCUUUACUACGACGUUUCGGAUGUAAAUGGCUGUCAAGAUGACUUUUCUCUCCAAAACGAGGGAUUUGUCGAAUGUAACUUCUUCACUGGUCUCUCGUUAGACCAGAUGAACACCGACUACGUUGUUGCCAUGAACUACACCCUGCUGGCCGGUGAUUUGGCCAAGUAUUGCGGAAAGAAAGUUAUUGUCACCAGCAAUGGUGUCCAAUCUAACCUCCCACUGUUUAUCGGUGAUGGUUGUGCACGAUGCGCUGGUGGCCCCAGCACCAACACCGCUUGGAACCCUAACGGCGCUCCAGGGUUGGAUUUCAGUUACACGGUUGCUCAAGAGCUGAACAGCAACGCAUGCUUUGCUGGCCACUUUGACAUUACUUGGGAAAUCGUUGACGAGACCCUUUACAACUUCGAUACCAACGCACCAGGUCAGCCUACCGGUCCCGUAAACCAGCGCCGCUCGGUCAACAAGCGAUCCGAGAGAGGGAGCCGUCGUCGUCUUUAG